AUGUUUCCUCAAGUCACAGUUGAAAAAUGUCCCAUUUGCAAUAGUUACGUUAUAUUAACAAAAAUGUCUGAACAUCUCAAAAAUCAUAGUCAAGACCAUGAACUAGCAGUGCCUCAAAAGUUAAAAAAGUAUAAACCAUCAACAUCAUUUGGUAAUUUAUCUACUGAAACAAGUCAAGACCAGGAACUAGUGCCUCAACAGUUAAAGCAUUCUAAAGCUAAACGAACAACAUUGUUUAGUAAUUUAUCUGCUGAAACAAGUCAAGAUUAUGAACUUGUGCCUCGGCCACAACAGUUAAAAAAGUAUAAGCCAAACCCAUUGUUUGAUAGUUUGUCUGAUGAAACAAGUCAAGAUUAUGAACUUGUGCCUCGGCCACAACAGUUAAAAAAGUAUAAGCCAAACCCAUUGUUUGAUAGUUUGUCUGAUGAAACAAGUCAAGACCAUGAACUAGCAGUGCCUCAAAAGUUAAAAAAGUAUAAACCAACAACGUCAUUUGGUAAUUUAUCUACUGAAACAAGUCAAGACCAAGAACUAUUGCCUCAACAGUUGGAACAUUCUAAAGCUAAACCAACAACAUUGUUUAAUAACUUAUCAGAUGAAACAAGUACAAAUGAAAAAAGAGUCAAAAAUUGGACCAAGUCUGAAACACUUUUCCUUAUUGAGGCGUAUGAGAAUAAUAUUUUGAUAUUCGAAUCAAACUCAAAAAAAAAUCGUUUAGGUUGGAUUCAAGUUUCAAAAGAUCUAAAGAAAAAGCAGAUUGAAUAUACUGAAGAUCAAUGCCAAGGAAAAUUCAAGUAUUUACUAUUGUGCUACAAAAAAAAAUUAGACAAUAGACAUGAGACAGGAAGUGCUGUAUAUGAGUUUGAAUUUUUUAAUGAACUUGAUGAGUUAUUUGGUAGAAAACCCAACAUAAGACCAAAGCAUUUGGCAUCAUCUAGUCGCAUUUAUAAUGGCAUCAAAGAAAACUGUGGUAUCUUUGACGAAGAUAAUGUGUCUUCACCCAAACAUGUUUCAAAUAUCACUCCUCCAGAACUAAAAAAACAAAAAAAAAAUACAAGUGUCCACGAAGCAUCAAUACAAAAAAGACAUGAUGAAAAGAUGGCCAUGUCUCAACUUGCACUUGAUACGUAUAAAACAUAUAUGGAUAAACUAUUGGAAAAAUUGUGA
Molecule: messenger RNA, 1167 nt
Organism: Macrosiphum euphorbiae (potato aphid)
Lineage: Eukaryota; Metazoa; Arthropoda; Insecta; Hemiptera; Aphididae
Source: the annotation of a GenBank genome assembly